CAGCCCGCGGAGGCCGGCGCUCGGCCGCUUCUCAUUCAUUGUCUUGACAGAGCAUCCUCCGCGGGCCGGCCUCCAGCGCCUUCCUCUCCUCUCCUUCCUCCUCCGCUUGGGGGGUCACGCUAAUCUCCGGGCAGCAGGAUGAGCCUGCGGCAGGUGGUCCGUUCCAGCAAGUUCCGCCAUGUGUUUGGACAGCCAGCCAAGGCCGACCAGUGCUAUGAGGAUGUACGCGUCUCACAGACCACCUGGGAUAGUGGCUUCUGUGCUGUCAACCCAAAGUUUGUGGCCCUGAUCUGUGAGGCCAGUGGGGGAGGGGCCUUCCUGGUGCUGCCCCUAUGCAAGACUGGAAGAGUGGACAAGAACGUGCCCCUGGUGUGUGGCCACACUGCUCCUGUGCUGGACAUUGCCUGGUGCCCGCACAAUGACAAUGUCAUUGCUAGUGGCUCUGAGGACUGUACAGUCAUGGUGUGGGAGAUUCCUGAUGGAGGUCUGACGCUGCCUUUGCGGGAGCCCGUCGUCACCCUGGAGGGCCAUACCAAGCGGGUGGGCAUCGUGGCCUGGCACCCCACAGCCCAGAAUGUGCUGCUCAGUGCAGGUUGUGACAACGUCAUCCUGGUGUGGGAUGUGGGCACGGGAGUGGCUGUGUUGACUCUGGGCCCAGAUGUGCACCCGGACACGAUCUACAGUGUGGACUGGCGCCGCGAUGGUGCGCUCAUCUGCACCUCCUGCCGCGACAAGCGUGUGCGCGUCAUCGAGCCUCGCAAAGGCACCAUUGUGGCUGAGAAGGACCGACCCCAUGAGGGGACCCGGCCAGUGCAUGCUGUGUUUGUAUCUGAAGGAAAGAUCCUGACCACGGGCUUCAGCCGCAUGAGUGAGCGACAGGUGGCGCUGUGGGACACAAAGCACCUGGAGGAGCCACUGUCCCUGCAGGAGCUGGACACGAGCAGUGGAGUCCUGCUGCCUUUCUUUGAUCCUGACACCAACAUCGUCUACCUCUGUGGCAAGGGUGACAGCUCCAUUCGGUACUUUGAGAUCACCUCAGAGGCUCCAUUUCUGCACUAUCUCUCCAUGUUCAGUUCGAAGGAGUCACAGCGUGGCAUGGGCUAUAUGCCCAAACGUGGCCUGGAGGUGAACAAGUGUGAGAUUGCCAGAUUCUACAAGCUGCACGAGAGGAGGUGUGAGCCCAUCGCUAUGACAGUGCCUAGAAAGUCGGACCUGUUCCAGGAGGACCUGUACCCACCUACCGCAGGGCCUGACCCAGCCCUCACCGCUGAGGAGUGGCUGGGGGGUCAGGAUGCGGGGCCCCUUCUCAUCUCCCUCAAGGAUGGCUAUGUGCCCCCAAAGAGCCGAGAGCUGCGGGUCAACCGGGGCCUGGACAGUACGCGCAAGAGGGCUACAGCGGAGGCCAGUGGCCCUCCCAGCUCGGAGACUAUGUCCCGGCUGGAGGAAGAAAUGAGGAAGCUGCAGGCCACAGUGCAGGACCUACAGAAGCGCUUGGACAGACUGGAGGAGACAGUCCAGGCCAAGUAGAGGACCCCCAGGCCUUUAGCUGGGGCCAGCUGCUCACUUCACUCACUCAGCAGGCCACCUUGGCAGAUAAGAUGAAAAUAAUAAAGUGACUUUAUUUUCUUGUA
Molecule: messenger RNA, 1631 nt
Organism: Jaculus jaculus (lesser Egyptian jerboa)
Lineage: Eukaryota; Metazoa; Chordata; Mammalia; Rodentia; Dipodidae
Gene: Coro1a
Product: coronin 1A
Exons: 11
Coding region: 139-1527 (462 amino acids)
Biological process (GO): actin filament organization; cell migration
Molecular function (GO): actin filament binding
Source: RefSeq, a predicted model, not a curated record